Messenger RNA from Drosophila nasuta, 1030 nucleotides. RefSeq names its product gametocyte-specific factor 1 homolog. The record is from RefSeq and is a predicted model, not a curated record. Lineage: Eukaryota; Metazoa; Arthropoda; Insecta; Diptera; Drosophilidae. The transcript has 2 exons. Bases 92 to 532 code for a protein of 146 amino acids.
CACUGUUUCAUUACCGUUUUGAUUAUUGAGUCAAAAACUGCCGCCCUUGCUUGACAAUUUCUUCGUACAACAUUCGUAAAAAUAUUUAAGCAUGUCUGAAUCAAAUUCAUUUAAUGACUUUGUGACCUGUCCUUACGACAAAGCUCACCGUGUGCUCAGGGGACGUCUGGCAAAACAUUUAAUUAAAUGCAGUCGUAAUUUGGGAAUAUCAGAAGAAUGGACCAUUUGCCCUUGUAAUACCACGCACCAUAUUAAAUUGAAAGAUUUUGCUGAGCACCAGAAGGAGUGCGCAGAGGCUAAUUGGUUGAGGGGAUCAAGAUCUGGAUCUGGCAACGGAAACGGUCAACAAUCAGCAAAACCAGUGUUGGUAGAGUGCGAUGAGAACUGGGAUGAUGAGCCCCCCGUAGAAGCCUAUGACCCAAGCGUCUAUUGCGAAGAGAAUGCUAUAGUACGCACGCUACAAGGACAUUCAAAGGCAGCGCGCAAGGAGUUUCGGGAGAGCGAACGUCGUCGAUUAGCUAAUAAGAAGUAAAUUUGCCUACACAAAAAUUGACUAUGUAAUUUGAAUUUACAUUAAUUAUGCUUUAAAAUAGACAGCGUCCAUCAUUAUUCUUUAAUGUUGGAUUUAUCCUUGAUUAUAUUUUCAUUUUAUUGUUUAGCGCUGUCGAUUUGAAAGCUUGUAUGGUGCUGAUCGAUUCGAUUUUGAUGUUGUAAUUCUUGUGGGAAUUGGCAUUGCUUGAGGUAAAUUUAUAUUGUCGUUGGCAGUAUCAUCAUCGCUUUGCUCUUCUAACAAUCGUUUACGCUCCUCUUUUACAAAAGCUUUGCGCUGAGCUGGAAAUAUUCCCUUUGCUGACCGGAGCACAUUUGCAUUGGAAGCGUAUGCUUCAGGAUCGUAGUCGGGCACAUCAUCGUCGUCCCAAUUCUCUUCAGUUUCGAUUUUCUCGUGCUUCGUAUCUUCAACGAGUUCGGCGGACGCAUUGUGCUGAUAGUGCGCAAUAAUUUUGCGAUCGUCGCAAGUUUUUGUGUGUUG